AUUGAAAAGGACCCACGUCAAUCGUCUUCUAAGAUCAUGCAUACACUCCUCUAACCGUACUACUCUCUCCUUCCCCAUUUUUUUUUUUUCCGUUUCCGGCCACAAAUAAACCCUACUUUCUUUUAACAAGUAAACCCUAGUUUUCACCUUUCCAAACUCUCAGUUUUUCCAACAAAACUUGUGGGUUUUUUUCUGUUCAGUUCAUGAUUUUUUUUUGCCAUUCUGUACUGCACUAACUGUUGAAAAAACCACUUCUUUUUUUGGGUUCUUGAUUUCUGUUGUAUGUAUUUUGUUGGUGAAGAAAAAUGGGUAUACUGGAAAAGAUAUCGGAAGCAUUGCAUAACAACGAGGAGAACACAGUGGAGCUGAGGAGAAAAAUGUUGAAGUUGAUAUUAGAAUGCGGUGAUGUUGGGAAGGGUUUGAAAUUGUCCAACAACUGUUUGAAAGAAUGCGUCAGUGAGAUGGAGUCGAAAGGGUUGAAGGAACUGGAGUUAAAAUGGAAGGAGUUGAGUGUGGCGAGGAAAGGGUUUGCUGAGACGGUGAAGUUAAGGGAGGAGAAGUUGAAUGAUCAGGAGAAGAUGGUGGAGAGGUUAUGGGAGGAGGUUGAGUUUGAGAGGAAGCAAAUAGGGGAUUUGGAGGAGAAGUUGAUUGGGCUUAAUGUGAAGGAGAAGGAGUUGAACAAGCUUCAGACUUGGAUAAGGCAUGAGACGCAGGCUCGUGAGGUGAAAGAACAAGAAUUGGAUAAAAAGAUGGAGGAAUUUGAGAGGAUGAAGGAGUUUGAAGUUAAUGGAAUGGGGUUGGAGUCUGUAAAGAAAGAACUAAAGGUAAACCAGAAUAACUUGGAUCAUGUGAAAAAGGAACUAAAGGAGAAGGAAAGUAACUUGGAGUCUGUGAAGAAGGGUGUUAGUUUCCAGGAAGGUAAGUUGGAUAAUGUAAAGAAAGAACUAACGGUAAACCAGAAUAACUUGGAUCAUGUGGAGAAAGAACUAAAGGAGAAGGAAAGUAACUUGGCGUCUGUGAAGAAGGGUGUCAGUUUCCAGGAAGGUAAGUUGGAUGGUAUGAAGAAAGAACUGUGGGUGCUCCAGAAUAGCUUGGAUGAUGUAAAAAAAGAACUAAAGGAGAAUAAAAAUAUCUGCGAGUCUGUGAAGGAAGAAUUAAAAACAAAGGAAAGCAAAUUGGGGGCUUUGAAGGAAGAAAUUGGAGAAAAGGAAAACAACUUGGAAGCUGUGAACAAGGAACUUGGUGUGAAGGAAAAUAGGUUGUCUGGUGUGAAGAAAGUAUUAACAGUGAAGGGAAGCAGGUUAUAUAGUUUGGAGGAGGAACUUAGAGAAAAGGAAAAAAAAUUAGAUUAUGUGAAAAAGGAUUUAAACGAGAAUCAAAAUAAGUUGGAGUCUGUGAAGAAGGAUCUAGCUGACGAGGAAAGUAAGUUGGAUAGUGUGAAGAAAGUGGUUGGAGUAAAUGAAAGUACAUUGGAGAUUUUGAAGAGCAAAGUUAUAGAAAAGGAAAAUAACUUGGAAGCUGUGAACAAGGCACUUGUUGUUGAGGAAAAUAGGUUGGCUGGUGUGAAGCAAGUAUUAACAGUGAAGGAAAGUAAAUUAGGUUAUCUGGACAAGGAACUUAGAGAAAAGGAAAAAACAAUGGAUUUUGUGAAAAAGGAACUAAGGGAGAAGGAAAGUAACUUAGAUUUUAUGGGGAAGGAACUUAUAGAGAAGGAAAAGCAGUUGGACUACGUGAACAAGGAACUAAGGCAGGCGGAAACUAACUUGGAUUUUAUGAAGAAGGAAUUAACUGAUAAGGAAAACAUCUUGGAUAGUAUGAACAAAGAAGUGACAUUGAAGGGAAGUAACUUAGAAGUUGUGACGAAGGAACUCAAAGAAAUGGUAAGAGACUUGGAUUUUGUCAAAAAGGAGCUGAGGGAGAAGGAGAACGAAUUGAAAUCUGUGAGAAACGAAGUCAAAGCGGAAGCAGAUAACUUGAAUGCUCUUAGAAAGCAAGUUGAAUCUGAUGAGGAAAUCUUGUCCUCAAAGAUGAAGGAACUUGAGCACAAGGAGAAAUUUCUGGGUGCAAUGAAGAAGAAAAUUGAACUUCAGGAGGAACACUUGAAAUCAUUGAGUGAGAGACUCCAUUUAAGGGAGAGAGAACUUGAUUCUACUCAAGAAGCAUAUAUGCCGCGUAUUGAAGAACUUAAUUCAAAGGAGAAGAAGCUGGAUUUAGCAGAGGAAUUGAUGAAAAAAAGCCAUGAGGAGUUUCAAUCUGAAAAGAGACAAUAUCUGAUAGAGCAAGGACUUUUUGAGCAACGCAUGAAAAAUGUUAUACUUGGAGAGGAGAGGAUCAAGGAUAGAUUAGAAGAGCUUGAAUCAAGAGAGAAACUCUGUGAGAAUUGGUGUAAAGAGCUCGGAGAGAAAGAGAAGCAGUUAAAUGCUUUUCCUAAUGCACUCAUAAAGACAGAACCUUCUGAAGAUGUAGGAGUGGACAGGGCCACUACUAUUGUAGGACCUUCUGAAGAUGUAGGAGUGGACAGGGUCACUUCUAUUGUAGGUGAUUCUGCUGUCACAAGAUUUGUUGUGAUUGUGGAUGGUAAGAGUUUACAGAUAUUCUUAAAUGAGCAUGAGAAGGAGCUGGAUUUGAUGUCUGAUGGUAUUUUUGAGGCUCUUCAGAUGUCUCCUGACCCUGCAAAAUUGGUGCUUGAUGCUAUGGAAGGGUUCUAUCCUCCCCAUUUGAGAAAGGGCGAAACAGAGUUUGAGGGUAGUGUUACCCGACAGAGCUGCAUUCUUCUGUUAGAGCAGUUAAUUAGGGUCUCACCAGAGAUCCAAGGUUCUGCAAGGGAAGUAGCAAGAGACACUGCAAGUGAUUGGAAGGUUAAAAUGAAGGCUACAAAAGGGAAUCAAGACGAGAUCUUGGGUUUCUUGUAUCUUCUGGCUGCGUACAAUUUGGUUUCUUCCUUUGAUGCUGAUGAGCUUUUUAUCCUGCUGGAGAUUGUUGCUAAGCAUGACAAAUUUUCAGAAUUGUGUCGUGCUCGUGGUAUGAAGCAGAAUUUACCUAGUUUUGUCCAGAAUCUUCUAACCAAGCAGCAACAUCUUGAAGCUAUCAGAUAUGCUUAUGCUUUUGAACUAGCGGGCCAUUUCCAACCCAUAGCCAUUCUGAAAGAUUACUUGGAAUCUGUUGAACGUAAUUAUGUGGAUGUCUUUGAGAAGGAGACAUGCUCAGCCAAAGAAAAGAUUGAAGCCAUUGAACUAAGGGUUGCUUCUGUCAGAGCUGUUAUCAAAUUUAUUCUGGAUUACAAUCUUCAGUCUCAAUAUCCGGUAAAGCAAUUUGAGGAGCAGAUAGAAUUGCUUACAAGGCAGAAGGAAGAUCAAGCUGCAUUAGCUCUCAUUUCUGAGGCCAAAAGGACAGAGCCAGCUAAUGUGAAUCAGAUGGGAUCUACUAAUCCAUCUAUACACACAGGCUUCUCUGCUAAAGCCUGCGCUUGCACUUUAGGUCUGUCAAAUGCUAUGGCAAUUAUCAUUAUGAAUAUGAGUGGAAAGAAUUUGCAGAAGUUUUUAAAUAAGCAUUUGAAGGAGCACAAGUUGUUGCGCAGUGAAGUCUUUAGUGCUCUUCGCAUGUCCUUGGACUCGGAUAUGCUUGUGUUGGAAGCACUGGAAGGGUUUUAUCCUCCCGACCAUCAGAAAGAAGAGAUUGGAUUUCAUCGUGACAUUAUCAGGCAGAGUUGCAUCCUUUUAUUAGAACAAUUUAUGGAACUUCCACCGGAGAUCAAACCAGAGGCUAAAUUAGAAGCAAGCAAGCUUGCAUUGGCCUGGAAAGCUAAGAUGAUUUCUGGAAAGGAAGACCAGUUGGCAAUCUUGGGGUUUCUGCUUUUUGUAGGUUGCUACAGAUUGGCAUCUGCCUUCGGUAAAGAUGAACUUGGGAGUUUGUAUCACAAGGUUGCACAUCGUGUAAAUACAUCUAAAAUUUGUCACGCCCUUGACAUUUCAGAUAAUACUUCAAGAAGUGAUGAUUUUCGUUCCAUAGAAAAAUCCAAGAGACAUCAGGCUCAAGGCUGUACAGAUGAAUCUAUUUGCAACAACAUGACUAUGGAAAGCGAAGGACACAAUGUAAUCUGCAAUUGUGCUUCAAGUUUAUGUUGUACUUCGGAUAUUGCUUUGCUUGUAUUGGAUGUUUUCCGGAGCUUUCAUCCCACAAAAAUAGUGAGGUGUGAAAACCUCCCAUUAGUAAUGAGGAGUUUCUCGGAUCUGUUGGACCAGCUUGGAGCAGUUUCUCCAGAAAUUGAACGCCAUGUUAAAGAGGAGGCUUCCGAGUUUGCAUUUGACUGGUAUUCUACAUUGAUAGGAUCCCAACUAACUCCUAUUGAGGUUGUGGCAUUUCUGCAGCUUUUAGCUAUUUAUGAAAUAGCAGACUCUUUCCAUUCAGAUAAACUUUUAGGUCUCCUGGAGAAAGUUCAGCCAACUGAAAGGGUUGUUACUUGGGUCAAAAUCCUUGGGUUGACAGAUGAGAUCCAAUGCUUCGUUCGAAAUCUUAGAAAUAAAAAGAAGUGGCUGGUGGCAUUUACUUAUGUCUAUGCGUUUGAGCUUGGUGACAAGGUUUCACCGGUGUCGCUCCUGAAGGAUUAUGUAAGUCACUCAAAACAAAUUGCCAAGCAAAUACUUCAUGCUGGAAAUAGUUCGUACGAAGCCCAAGCGAAGGCUAUAAAGUAUGAAAUACAUGUACUAAGAAAUGCAAUUAGGCAUAUUGUGUAUCAUGGUCUUCAGUCUGAAUAUUCACCUUCCUGUCUUGAACGGCAGAUCGAAAGACUUGAAUAUCAGGUAUCAAGCUUGAGGCGAUCAAACUCAAAGUGGGACUUUACUGCUAAGUUCCAACGAGGUAAAACAAAUAAAGGCACUUGCGGAUCUUCUCCAAUUGCUCAAGUGCGAAAAGGGUUCACGAAGAAACGUUCUGCCCCAUCUGGCAACACUGAUGUUAUCCACAGGGCUCAACAAAAACAGUAUUUUAAGCGCCAUUGUCAUUUAUCCAUCUGAGGAGAUGAGUUGUAUCAAGUGUUAUAUUGACAGACAAACUUUUACAGUAGUGUUCUUUAAAGCAUUGUGGGUGCACUUUGUUGAGGAAUAUUUUGAGGGGGUAAGAAGAGACGGGUGAGGUGUGGGGAUAACAUUUUGAGAUUUAACUUUACCAAACAUGUAUAUAGUAUCUUGCCAGCAGGGGGUAAACAAUUCAACAAAUCCGAUACUAUUGGAUGGACUCGAGAUUCAGGAGGGACUUGCGAGAUUGGAAGGUUUCAGAAUUUCAUUACCUGACUUUAUUGGUUCAUAAACAAGACACAUAAAAGGACUACCAUGAUAAUUGAUGGUGGGGGUGGAGAAUCAUCAAGUGUUUUCUAUUAGCUCAUGUUAUGAAAAACUUUUGACUAGGGAGGAGGUAGUUUCUGUUCGCAUCUCUGCUUGGAUACUGAGAAAGAGUUUGGUGGCCGAGAAUUUGUGGGAGAUUACUUGCGUUGGUUGGUGGCUACAUGUGUAAGGUCACAGGUGAUCGUAGACAUGGAUCAUGUUCCUCUACAUUGUAGGGAUGGUGUUCGACAUGGAAGUUAUCGAAGGGGUGCACUGUUGCUAGCCUCUCGUCCCUGGUUUCUUUUUGGUGCACCCAUGAGGUUCCUGGUUGUAUAGACAAUUGGGUGUGACUUGUAUAGUAUAUCUUUUCGUAGGUUCUCCAUGUUUUCGUAUACGUCUUGUCUUGUAUAUAAGUGGGUUUAACCUGAACUUAUUUAUAAAUGACUGACCUUUUAAAAGAAAUGCUCUGUGCAAACUUAUUUUGAGCUUAACAUCUUUAGAUGCUCGGUCAAGAAA
This is a messenger RNA of Capsicum annuum, 5834 nucleotides long. RefSeq names its product WEB family protein At4g27595, chloroplastic. Lineage: Eukaryota; Viridiplantae; Streptophyta; Magnoliopsida; Solanales; Solanaceae. Bases 306 to 5012 code for a protein of 1568 amino acids. The transcript is spliced from 6 exons. The record is from RefSeq and is a predicted model, not a curated record.